AUGGGGAUCAUCAACUGGGCGCGGAGCAGGUUCAAUGGCAGAACGGAGAGCAAGCGAUUCGAUCUUGGAACUGCCAGCCAGCAGGAGAGAUUCCAAGUUGUUCCCAGUGAGAAUCAUAUCCCCGACGAACAGCAUCAAUGGCGUUCCCAGCAAGACCACGCCGCGGGUUUCCUCUCCAUUGGCACGCUCGGAAACGUCAUCGACGAGCCGGCCGAAGAAGAACACCCCGAGUCGACGCACGACCUGCCGGAGUUCACCAUCGAGGAGGCAGAGAAGCUCCAGGACGCCCUCGCGAAGCUCCUCAUGCGAGCAAAGUCCAAGUCCGGCUCCCGCAGUGCCGAGGACGGCCUCGGCCUGCCCCUCGACAGGUUCCUCAACUGCCCGUCCAGCCUUGAGGUGGACAGGAGGGACCUUCGGAAGCGCGAUGAAGAUGACGACGUUCAAGGCGACCUCUCGCCCAACACCAAGGUCAUUCUGAGCAUGGCCAAGGACCUGCUAGCCAACACCGGUAACAGCAGAGGCUCCGACAUCAAGAACAAGUCCUUCAAGUUCCUUCUCAGGAAGAUGUUCGUCUGCCACGGCGGCUUCCGGCCGUCCCCGAGCUUCAAGGAUCCGGUUGAAUCCAGAAUGGACAAGUUUUUCCGGACAAUGCUCGGCAAGAAGAUCAAGUUCCGACCGAGCAGCACCACCGCGGCGAAGAGCUAUUACUUGGAGGAUAGACCAAAUGGAGAGUCGCGACGGGGCGAUCGCUCUGGGUGGGAAGUAGAUGAAGAGGAAGAUUGCUGCAGAUGGGAUAGAACAGAUUCUGAAUUCAUUGUUUUGGAAAUAUGA
Lolium rigidum is the source of this 831-nucleotide messenger RNA. Its product is annotated as protein NEGATIVE GRAVITROPIC RESPONSE OF ROOTS-like. Gene Ontology annotation, biological process: gravitropism; regulation of growth. NCBI's taxonomy places the organism in Eukaryota, Viridiplantae, Streptophyta, Magnoliopsida, Poales, Poaceae. The coding region runs from base 1 to 831 and encodes 276 amino acids. The record is from RefSeq and is a predicted model, not a curated record. The transcript is spliced from 4 exons.